AUGGUUCAAGGCAUUCCGCUUCUCGCGGCUCUGCUGCCUUCGCUCUCGACAGCCACUCUGUACUCAACAUACAAGUUCAACCCGCUGGAACAUCUCGGCGGCGUCGCUCCCUAUUUCGAGUCCCAGGAUCCACCAACCUCGCCAACACCUCCGAAAGGAUGCACGCCGGUCCGCGCUGCGUAUCUUUCCCGCCAUGCCGCCAUCUAUGCCAACGAUUUCGAUGACGAGGAGUACAUGGAACCCUUCAUUUCGAAAUGGGAGAACCAUACGGGAAUCGACUGGUCCAAGAUUCCGUCGCUCAGCUUCUUGUCUGACUGGAGCGCUCCCUUCUCAGAAGCCGAGCAGGAGCUGCUCACACGUCUGGGGAAGCUCGAGGCCACGGAGCUGGGAAUCAGCCUUUCGUUCCGCUAUCCCGGCUUUCGUUUGCCGCAGCGUGUCUGGACCUCUUCGGCCGAGCGCACCGCCAAGUCGGCGCAGGCCUUGGUUCGCGGCUUUGAGCUGCAGGACGACACCAUUAAUGUCGUGACCAUUUACGAGUCUGAGGAAGCUGGCGCGGACUCUCUGACGCCAUACAAGAGCUGUCCGGCCUACUCCUCCUCGGCGGGCAGCGACCAGGCCUCGGUGCAUCUCAAAACCUUUACGAAGCCCAUCAUUGCAAGACUUAAUAAGCUUGCGCCGACCUUCAACUUUACCGCCGAAGAUGUGUAUGGCAUGAUGGCGAUGUGUGGCUACGAAUCAGUAAUCCGCGGCAGCUCUCCGUUCUGCAGCCUUGAUUUAUUUACCCCUAACGACUGGCUAGGCUGGGAAUAUACUGCCGACAUCAUGUACCACUACAAUACAGGUUACGGCAGCAACGCGGCCGGUACGGUUGGGCUUCCCUGGCUCAGAGCCACUGCGAGCUUGCUGAUGGACGCUGCCCCUGCUCAAGAUUUGUACGUCAGCUUCACUCAUCGCGAACUGCCGCCGACGGUGAUUGUGGCCAUGGGACUCUUCAACAAUUCGGAAUUUGGCGGUGGCGACGUCAACGAGACCAUGCCGCUCGACCGCAUCAACCACCGUCGCGCCUGGAAGAGCUCGCACAUCCUGCCGUUCUUGGGCAACAUCGCCAUUGAGCGGCUCAACUGCACGGGGAGCCCCGGGUUUGCGGACGGCGAGUACUACCGGGCGCUCGUCAACAACGCGCCCCAGCCGCUUCCGGACUGCGGCGGCGGCCCGGGCACGAGCUGCUCGCGGCAAGGCUUUGAGACGUACCUCGAGGACCGUACGGCAAUGUUCGAGGGGUUUUCGGAAAAGUGCGGAGUAGAAUACAAGAACUCGACCGACUCGCUGACCAUCUAUACGGAUCCUAAGCUCGCGCACGAGCCGCGGAUAAAAUAG
Messenger RNA from Lasiosphaeria miniovina, 1377 nucleotides. Its product is annotated as histidine acid phosphatase. The transcript is spliced from 2 exons. Lineage: Eukaryota; Fungi; Ascomycota; Sordariomycetes; Sordariales; Lasiosphaeriaceae. The record is from RefSeq and is a predicted model, not a curated record. Gene Ontology annotation, cellular component: fungal-type cell wall. Gene Ontology annotation, molecular function: acid phosphatase activity. The coding region runs from base 1 to 1377 and encodes 458 amino acids.